Molecule: messenger RNA, 1341 nt
Organism: Syzygium oleosum
Lineage: Eukaryota; Viridiplantae; Streptophyta; Magnoliopsida; Myrtales; Myrtaceae
Exons: 8
Coding region: 264-1121 (285 amino acids)
Cellular component (GO): nucleolus; small-subunit processome
Molecular function (GO): small ribosomal subunit rRNA binding
Source: RefSeq, a predicted model, not a curated record
CGUCGACCCGAACGCUUCUUCCUCCUCUCUUCUUUGCUCUCGCUCCAUUGGUGCAUACCGACUUCAGAGCUGCGCCGCGGCGUCUCCACUCCUCCUCCAGCUGCGACGCAUCUCUCUCCUCUUCUCUCAAUCAAGCUGAACGCGACGAGGCUUGAAACCGUGGAGGGGUGGUCCCUGUUGCCCUGCUCUCGUCGCUAUUGGGUCCUCGAUUCCACUGCUCCCGCGGCGAUUUCAAGCUGCUCGGUGCUCUCUCCUAAGUCGAGAUGAGGGUGCGAAAGCAAAGGCGCCAACGCAAGGCGGUGAGGUUUUAUACCGCCUGUUUCGGUUUUCGACAGCCUUUCCGAGUUCUCUGCGACGGGACUUUUGUGCACCACCUUGUCGUGAACAAAAUUGCGCCUGCCGAUAAAGCCCUCUCCGACAUUCUCUCCGCUCCCGUCAAACUCUACACCACCAGAUGUGUGCAUAAUGAGUUGAGAAGGCUGGGAGACUCGCAUGCCCAUUCACUUGAUGCUAUAAAACAUCUUGCCAUUGCCAGAUGUGAUCAUGAGGGGAAGAUGAAAGCUGACUGUUGCAUCCUGGAGAUUAUUGGGGAAAAAAAUCCCGAGCACUUCUUUGUUGCUACUCAGGACACUGAUCUGCGGAGGAAGCUUCUGCAGAUACCAGGAGUCCCUGCCAUAUAUGGUCUUAGGAAUGCUCUUUUUCUCGAGCAACCGUCCACAUCUCAACGCCAAUUUGUGAAAACUUCCGAAGAAGGACGGUUGCAUAUGACAGGGUUGGAGCAUAAGAUGUUGAAAAAGAGGACUGCUAAUAUUCUUGGGGCCAAGGAGUCAAAAGACUCUUCUGAUGAACAGGAAGAUUUUGGAGAGCAAUAUUUGGAGUCAUCGGCUGUGACAAAGCCACAAGCAGUCAAAAAAGAAAUAGGCGUAAAAGAUAAAGUUCAGUUUAAGAGAAAGAAAGCGAAGGGACCAAAUCCGCUUUCUUGUUUGAAGAAGAAGACCCAUGAAAAUUCUAAACCUAGUUCUGAGAAGGAAAGGAAGGAUGGUGAUGGUACCAUCAGAAGUAGAGGUAGGAAACGAAAGAGGUCGCGAAAAGGGAAAACUUCUUCAGAUACAGCUAAUUAACUACGUGCUGGUCCAGCUUUUGAGGUUUUCACUUCCUUGAGAGUGCAGUUUUGGCGGCUUGCAAAGAAGUUUUGUAUUGUGAUGUUCCAUAUUCUUUGCACAAUUUUAGAUCAUAGUCAACUCUCCGGUCCGGUUUUAUUGCCCUUCUUCAGUGUUAAAAUGUGGAGCUUUGUUCAUUAGUUUGAAUAUAUCUUGGAAGUGGAUGAUCUUCCUUCACCUC